This is a messenger RNA of Planococcus citri (citrus mealybug), 6679 nucleotides long. RefSeq names its product mitochondrial ribosomal protein L4 (gene mRpL4). Gene Ontology annotation, biological process: translation. Lineage: Eukaryota; Metazoa; Arthropoda; Insecta; Hemiptera; Pseudococcidae. The transcript is spliced from 19 exons. Bases 167 to 1072 code for a protein of 301 amino acids. Gene Ontology annotation, molecular function: structural constituent of ribosome. Gene Ontology annotation, cellular component: ribosome. The record is from RefSeq and is a predicted model, not a curated record.
AAAACAAAUCGAAUUUUUUUCAAUCCGGCGAUAAAAAUUUUGCAACUUUUCAAUCGAAAAAUCCGUCAAAAUUUAUUAAAUUUCACGCUUAAAAACAUGAUAAUAUAGUAAAUGAAGAGUUAUAUCGUUAUAUAAUUGCUUCCUCGGUUUCUAAUCGCUCUAUAGAAUGCUAACCUCUCGUCUACUUGGGUCUCGUUUCCCUUACAAACAGUUGACCAGGAACUUCAACUUCUUCCGAUCAAAAAAAGAUUCAGAGCUCGACGAAGUCGUACCGAUCACUGAAACCACACCUUUAGAAUCAUCGGCCGAGCAGCCUCGUAAGAUAGAAAUCCCCAAACGUCAGCUACCUUAUCUAAAUCCACACGUACCAAUUUGUCAAGCAUGGGUCGAGAAUUUGGACACAAAAGGUAAAAAUCUGUUGGGAAUAAUCGAUCUGCAUCCCCAAGUAUUCGGUACUAUGCCUCGAGUUGAUCUCGUUCACGAAAAUAUCGUUUGGCAGCAGAAAUACAAAUACAUCAGUUGGAAGACGGCUCCGUCAAAACUUGAAAUACGCCGAAGUCUUAAAAGACCUUGGCAAAGGAAAGGUACUGGUAGAGCUCGACAUGCGAACAGAAAAUCGCAUGUAUUCAUGGGAGGUGCGGUUUGUCACGGUCCUAGAGGUCCUAAAACCGAGUUUUAUAUGUUACCCUUUACCAAACGAGUGCUAGGAUUGUGUGCUACUCUUUCGAUUAAACUAGCUCAAGAUGACAUACAUUUCAUCGAUCAACUAGAAAUCCCUACGGAUGAUCCUAAUUAUUUAUUAGAAUUGGCUGAAGAACGUAAAUGGGGAUCUUCGGUUUUGUUCGUAGACGAAUCUGAUGUAUUGACUCAGAAUAUGGCUUUAGCGUUGGAUCAAAUACCCCAAUUCAUGGCUAUGCCUGCUUAUGGAUUGAAUUGCUACAGUAUGCUGAAAUUUGAAACUUUAGUUCUAACUCUGGAUGCACUCGAACGAAUCGAAGAGAGAUUAAUAUGGCAUUUGCAUAAUCCUCAAUCCGUAGCGAGAAAGUUUGAUAAAUCAGAAAUUAGAUAUUAGAUUUAAUUUGUUAAAAUUAUAUUUUGUUUUCUUAUUUGUAUACGUUGUAAUGAACAUCAUUCUGUCUUAAUAAUACUGAUUUUAUUUUACAAAUCGUUGUUAAUGGUUUCUGAAAUUUAACAGAAACAGAUAUCUACACGUGUGUAAAUUGAUAUUUGAUGAUACUGGAAUUUUAGAUGAAAUGAGAGAAUUUAUUUGAACUAAUAUCUUCAAAAUUCGUUUGAGUCGGUUCAAAUCCAGAAUUUUAUCCUUUGAAAAAAAUGAAAAAUUUACUGUUUGCGAACCAAUGAACGAAAAAAGCUGAAAUUUGGUUUACACUCUAUUUUUGACCUCUCCAGUCGAUUUGUUAUGGGUUUCAGUUAUUUUGGAGCCUCUAACAGAUUUCUGAAUUUUCCAGUUUUUGAAAAGAGAAAUCGAAAAUAAGUUCAAACUGAAAUUCAGUACCAAUAAUCUUGGAUUUACUCUACUCGGGAGGUUCAAAAUAUCUAAAUUUCAGCAUUUUUCGAUUAAACGUUCGCGAAUGGCAAAUUUUUCACUUUUUCUAAAAUAACCAGAGGAGAAAAUUUUGAAUUUUGAAUUUGGAUCAGCACAAACUAAUUUUGAAAAUAUAUGCUCAAGUCAGUCAAAAGGUCUACAAGUAUGGUAAAUUCGAGUUUAUAAGGGCUGCAUUUCAUUUUGAUCCUAUUUACGGAAUUUUUUUGAGUGGUAUGUAUAGACCUGCGUAGGUAUGUUUGAUCAUAUUGUUUUAUGAUUUAUAAAUAAUUAUUUUUACGUAUAAUUUAUAAGAUAUUUGAGCUGGGUGUACCGUUUACGAAUUAUACACCGGAAAGAUCAUGUUCCCUGGAAAAACUAAUAAUCAGAUGUUGAAACUGUUUAUGGAUCUAAAAGGUAAAUUUCCGAAUAAAGUGAUCUGUAAAAGCGCUCACAGAGAUCAACAUUUCGAUGGGAAAUUGUAAUUAUUUAUACCACGAAGUAGAUAAAGUUACUGAACGAGAGAAAACGGUAGUUAUGUCGACAAUAAGUGUGACUCGCGAUUUACAGAGUGAACUAGUUGGUAAUCAGAGAUUACCGGAUGAUCAGGCGAAAAAAGUUAAUCAGCUGAAGGAUCUAUUGGAGAAGAUAGUAACGCUAGAUGCUACGAAACGUAUCGCCAUUAAUCAAGCAUUGAUGCAUCCAUUUAUCGUCGAGAAAAUUUGUCGAAGGCGUCCAGAAUAUACUCGUAUCAGAAGAACAAGAAGAAAGCGAUUGCGAUACAGUCAUAUAUAGAUUCAGACGCUCCCAGGAUUACGGUGAUUUCCCACUUUCGAAUUCGAUUGAAGAUGAAUACGAGUACCUAUUUCCUCCUAUGAUCGUUGCAGUGCUGCUGAGUCAGUUGACACGCCUUCUAUUCCGGUGAUUUUCUACUUUCGAUUGAAGAUGAUAAUAAUGGUUAACGAUGAAUUGAAAACGAAUACGAGUGUUUCCUGCUGUAGGUAGUUGCAGUGCUGCUGAGUCAGAUGAAAAGUAUAAAUGGCUAGAUUGUUAUAUUGUCCGGUGCCUGAAUGAGCUAUAUUGGUCGAUUUAUGUAUUACCUACACACCUACUUAGGCACUGCCUGGAUUCCGGUGAUUUUCUACUUUCGAUUGCAGAUGACGAUGAUAGUUGAGCAUGAAUUGAAAACGAAUACGAGUGUUUCCUGCUGUUGUUUCAGUGCUGCUGAGUCAGAUGAUUCAGGUGUCAUUUUUUUGUUGAGUUUCGAAGAAACACGUUGAAGAUCCGGUUGAAGGUGAUGAUCUGAUGGAUAUUCUUGAUUACGUAUCGUAGCUGUGCUGUAUAAUUAGACAGAAUGAUGCUGAUUUUUUUUUUUCUGUCAAUUUACGAAGAAACAUGAUAACGAUCCCGUGUCUGGUUGAAGAUAUAUGUACUUUAACGAACGAUCUUGACUAACGUUGCUGAGCUGCAUCUAGAUCGAAUGCGUACGCGAGAUAUUUCCCCUCCCUCUGAAGAUGAAUUUGACGCGAUUUUUGGAAUUUCUGCUAGGAUUGGAUUGGAUCGGGUAUUGUCUUGGCAGUUAUAGGCGAAUUAGCGGUGCGUCAUUGUCCGUCGGUGAUGGCCACUAAUUGAAGUGCCUCCGCAUGAUUGUGGAUGACGGAUAUGAGCCGGAUGAUUGGUCAACGUGGCGACUUACUCAGAUGGACUUCCUGACACGAAUUGUGCUUCCGUGCUGGUGGAUGCUGAUUUCGUUGCGUAUCCGAGCCGUGGCGAGAUCACUAAAGGUAUUCCACCUGGCCAUUCUCCUAUCCGGUCAGCUUGGGUACGGUCGGAGAGAAAGUCUGCUAUAUAGUCUGUGUUAGUUGGGGUUGAAAUUUAAGCGUGUUUUUUCUGUUGAAAAUUUCUAAAUUUUGUCUUGCUUUUUUAUUUUUUAUUUAUUAUUUUUUUUUUCAAUUCAAUCAUUAUUUUUGGCUUCAUAUUUCCUUACAUUAUUCUCCCGUCUCUAUAAAAGGUGUAAACAAUUUUAAGGGUUGGUUUCAAUAUAAGGCAAGUAUGGCGUGCUAUGAGUUUUCUAUGUAAAUUUCAUUUUUUCCAUUUUUUUAUUUUUUAUUUUUCAUUAAAGUUGUCCCUGUGCAUAACUUAUGUCCAACUUUACCAGAUCGUCUCGGUGGCCCAAGGGAAUUGUCGCCGGCGGGCCUGUGGAGUACUGGUAAUGCAAAAUUACAUUUUUUUUCUGCACAUUCUCUUGAUUUUCGCGAAAAGAUCGCAACUUUCGGGUGGAGGAGUUGCGCAACCGGCUCAUGUCUUGGACGUUACGGCGUAGCCUCCGCGUGUCCCAUGAGAUCCCACUCCCUCAGCAGCAACAGUCUGGAUAAGCCAACUUUACCGCUUCGCAAUGCCAUUAAUCGGGUUGGCGGUACUGCAAAAAGCUGCACUCUAAGUUUUUGGACCGCGCGUAAAGAUCGCUACGCUCGAGGGAAGACGUAGCGCAGGUUCUCCUGGACGUACCCGGUAUCGAUACUGGCGCGGGUUCCUUGAGAAAUCCUCUUCCCUCAACCCAUUCUCAGUCCUUUGGGUGGGGUAUUCUUGUUCAUGAUGAUGCGUGAAGGGGUAAAGUAGGCGGACUACUUUGCCAAGAUGGAGAGAAUGUGGUCUUCUAAUUGAAUGCAACGAAAAAAUGAACGUACGUGAAUGAUGCUCGUCGAAGGAUUUCACAAAGUAAUUGUCGAAGAUGGAAGCAGUUUUCUCUGAACAUGUGACAAGAAAGAAAUGCUGGCAAUAAUCGCAAAGGAAAUGAAAAAAUGAAUAGAUUUGUAAAAAAUGCUCGUCAAAGGAUUUUACAACGUAGUUGUCGAAGAUGGAAUCAGUUUCCCAAUUGCUGGAAGCGAAGACAGAACCUGAUUUAAGAAUGCAUGGAAUUCAGAUGCAGAUCCUAUCUAUACGCGUGAUAUCAUCAGCUCCAGAAUAUACAUAUCCAGCUUCGAACGUGUAACACCAUGUGAGGCGAAGACAGAUCCUGAUCUAAAAAUGGAAUUCAGAUGUAGAGCCUUUCUACGUGUGGUAUCAUCAGUUCCAGAAUAUUCUCCAGCUUCGAACGUGCGAUACCUAACUGAUAUCUCUCGCCUCUCUCUCGCAUGUCCAGUUUCAAUUUUACGCGAUCAGCUUUUGACGGAAUAACCAGCGCAGCGUGGCGAUUUUAUUCAGCGGAACCGAAAUUUUACCGAGCUUCGAGAAGUGUACGUACAAUGUUUGUAAAUUGAACUUGUCGCCCCCUCCCUUAAUCGCAGCAUUUGGCUCGUUGGCCUAUGAGCUUUAUACGAUAUAGACGCGAUACAGCGCGGAAUAAUUAUUUUAGAAGUACCUACCUCCAGACUACCAGCUCGCUGAACGAUAUUUUUACGUGCGAAUUUUUUGAUUGGUCAUCGUUGCUCUCAUUGACCUAUAAGUACUUUUGAACGCAGCGCUCGAGCGUGAUAAUUUUAGCUGCCACGAUUAUUCUAGCUCAUUGAAGAACUGUAUUUUACGCAUGCGAAUAUUUGUAAAUGUGAUUAUGCCCUCACCUGGCUAUUUGGAUUGAAAUGAAUUUAUUGGAAAAGCUCUAGAUUAUUCCCUAUGAAGAUGGAGUAGUAGUCGCAUAUUAUUGAGAACUUGCUUGAAAGUUCCCUGCAAUGUUUAUGUAGCACUUAUACCUACUUGUACCGCUACACUUAUCGAUUUUAUGAAUUAUUCGCGCAGAUAUUUUGACGUUUUAUUCACGAUGAGAUCCUUUUUUUCCAAUUGGUGGAUGAAUAUCGUCGACGUAUUGGAUUUUGAAGCUGGACGUAUAUGAUACACGAGUAUUCUUACGCUUAAUUUUAUCACUUGUACGGCGCAAUACUGACUCACAACAACAACGCUUGCGGUACUUCUACUUACCAGAAGUUUUUUUUUUUUUUAAAUUGGAUAGGUACAAGAAUAUUUCGGAUUAAAAUUGGAUGGGGCGAUGGUAUUUGGCUAUUUUCAAAAUUUUGUUGUAAGUGACGCGCCGAUGUUGGUAUCUGGUCAACCUGGAGACCUCACAACAUCGGAAGAGACCCGGAGGGUUUUGCGAUGCCUACUGCGAUCGUCCCCGGCAUCCGGGAUUCCAUGGCGGCAUGGUAGGGUCGCAUUAAACGAAGGGUAAUGAGGGAUGGUAGAUUUUACACGUUUAACUAGAUAUCUAACAUUGUUCGAAUCGCAGGUCGAAAGGUCUUUUGAUCGUCGGAGGCGUUCUUUGUGGUACCUCGUGUGCUACUUUUUCCUUCAAAAACACGCUGUGACGUGUGAUUUUUGCUGCGAACGAGUCGUAUACGAGUUCUCCAAGGCGUCGUCGGGCGAUUUGUGGUGCGUGAAAGUGCGUGUGUUGAAGCUGCAGGCGAGUGUAGGGAAUUGAGAUACUGUUCCGGAGAGUUGGGCCCGACAAAGGGUUCGAUUGUCUGGACUGUUGAGAGUGCGAGAAGAGCGGAUGUCGAUCUGGAUUUUUAUGCUUUGUUAGAAUCUAGUCAAGGGUGUAAGGUCUUUCCGUCAUCGUAUUGGGUAGAGAAAUAAUCGAAAAUUGAACUAUUAAAAUGAUUAGCAUCGAAAUUUCUAGGAAUGUGUUUUAGUCAUCAUUGGUCGGAUGGGAGAUGACUGGGGUUCGAUUUUUUGGUACUGUGUGAAGAGUCAGGUACAGGUGAGUCGUUACUAUGUUAUGUAUUAUAAGUUAGUUUACACGAGUCGAUUCAGGUGAGUCGUUAUUUAAUUACUUAUUAAUUAAGAUCAGCUUUUUUUGCGUCAAAUUUGAGAUAUGAGACAAGUGACGAGAGCAAAAUUGUCGAUCAUUCACGCUGGUUUACGAUGAAAUUUGUCAAGAAAUUGAGAUUAGGACCCCCCCUCCCGUCCCUCUAAUUUUUAUGUAUAUUAUCAUGUUUAUGUUGUAUAAUUUCUGUUUGUGUAUUUUUUAUUUUUUUUGAAAAUUUGUAUCAUGUUAUUAUUAUUCGUGUAAUUUUGUAAUGACCAAUCAUGGUUUUUCACUGUCGAGCGGCCGGCAGUGUUUUUUACUCCAGAUUGGUCAACGUGUUGUAGAAUUAAGUUUGUAUUUAUUUCAUUGCCGUUAAAAAAUUGAAACGAGUUUCGUUU